This is a messenger RNA of Strongylocentrotus purpuratus (purple sea urchin), 690 nucleotides long. Its product is annotated as sushi repeat-containing protein SRPX-like. The record is from RefSeq and is a predicted model, not a curated record. Bases 1 to 690 code for a protein of 229 amino acids. NCBI's taxonomy places the organism in Eukaryota, Metazoa, Echinodermata, Echinoidea, Camarodonta, Strongylocentrotidae. The transcript has 4 exons.
AUGUCUGGAAAUUCUAAGAAAUGUGAAGUUAUUGUGACAGUUCAAGUUUUCCGAUGUCCCAGACUGCAAGCACCGUCGAGGGGUUCGAUAGCAAAGUGCAGCGAUCCAGUAUACGGCACGGAGUGCACCUUCAGUUGUAAUGAGGGUUAUGAGUUACUUGGCUCACCAUCACGUGAGUGCGUUCUCCAGAACGGUCUGGCUCCUGCUUCCUGGGAUGGUACCCAACCAGUCUGCCAAGUGAAAACUUGCGAAGUUUUGCCUACCGCGCCCCUCGUCAUAAAAUCCGGCUGCAGUGCCGUGCCACCAGACACGGAACCCUAUGGUACUCUCUGCUCCUUCUACUGCCCAUAUGGCCAUGGCGGCGUGGGAGAAAGCCAGAAAAGAUGUCAGGCCGACGGAACCUGGACUAGCACCAACUUUACUUGUGGAGACUUCCAGCCGCCUACAUUUACGUAUUGCCCAUUUGACUUCAUAGUCUACGCAUCACGAGGAGGAUUUGAAGCUGAUGUCACCUGGAAUGUUACGGCGACUGAUAACGAAGGACUAUCGCCAUCAAUCAGCUGCAAUGUACAGCAAGGCAUGAUGGUAGAAGGUGACUACUCAGUCACGUGUGUCGCAAUGGAUACAUCUAGGAAUUCUGCUAGAUGCUCAUUCGAUGUAUCCGUCAAAAGUAAGGAAGUGAUGGUAUAG